Molecule: messenger RNA, 489 nt
Organism: Rhododendron vialii
Lineage: Eukaryota; Viridiplantae; Streptophyta; Magnoliopsida; Ericales; Ericaceae
Exons: 2
Coding region: 1-489 (162 amino acids)
Source: RefSeq, a predicted model, not a curated record
AUGGUGCUCAAGCGAUGUGGGACUUCGCUUCACACCCUCCCUCAAGCAAUUCGCGAACGCCUUUUUGAAGCUCAAGAAAGAACGACCGAACAAGUCAAGGUGAUUCGCCAAAGAUUGUUGACUGCGCAAAGGAAACUUUCACCGCGUUAUAUCGGACCAUUCAACAUCAUUGAAAAGAUCGGGGAAGUAGCGUAUCGCUUGGCUUUGCUGCCGAAACUUUCGGAAGUGCACGAUGUGUUUCACGUGUCCAUGUUGAGAAAAUACGAACCGGAUCCAUCUCAUGUUUUAAAGUGGUCCGAACUUGAGUUAGAAGCUGAUGCGUCAUAUGGGGAGGAACCGAUACGUAUCCUAGAUUCGCUCGAUCAAGUAUUGAGGGGUAAGAAAAUAUCGUUAGUGCGAGUCUUGUGGAGUAACCAAGGCAAGGAAGAAUCGACUUGGGAACGUGAAGAUGAGGUUAGGGAGAAGUAUCCACAUUUAUUUCCAAUUUGA